Molecule: messenger RNA, 5193 nt
Organism: Gymnodraco acuticeps
Lineage: Eukaryota; Metazoa; Chordata; Actinopteri; Perciformes; Bathydraconidae
Product: protein NLRC3-like
Biological process (GO): regulation of apoptotic process
Molecular function (GO): protein binding
Source: RefSeq, a predicted model, not a curated record
UUGAAAGUGGAAGUAGGAAGUCAGACUGCCAGACUCCAUUUUACACUUCGACAGAGCAGGAGGAGAAAAACAGGUGUUACUGGUUUAUCUCUCAGACUGGAGAAGAUGAGUGAUUUUAAAGAAGACGAAGAGGACAAAUCUCCAGUCCCCAGCUGUCUGUCUCUGGAGAGUGACCGGUCUAAAGAGGAACCUCUAGACUUCAGAGAUGAACCCGGACCCUCAGACAGGAAAGGGAAGAGGAAGAGUCCUGUUCCUGUGGAGGAGCAGCUGUCCAGCUGUGCUCUGUGUCAGGACGUCCUGAAGGAUCCAGUCUCUACCAGCUGUGGACACUGGUUCUGCAGACAGUGCAUCGCCUCAUACUGGGAGCAGCUUCCUCCAUCAGGAGACUCCUGCUGUCCUCAGUGUGGAGAAAGAUGGAGCAUUUUACAAACAGAUAGUGGUCUGCAGGAGGUUCUAGAUGAACAUAGGCUCAGUCUGAGGAGGAGAUGUGAACAAGUGACUGAAGGAACUGAUAGAAGUGAAACCCUCCUCAACAGGAUCUACACUGAGCUCUACAUCACACAAGGCCAGAGUGAAGAGGUUAAUACCCAACAUGAGGUGAGGCAGCUGGAGACAGCUUCCAAGAAAGAGACCCACCAUGACACUCCAAUCAAGUGCCAGGACAUCUUUAAAGCCUCACCUGACCAACAGACUCUCAUCAGAGCGGUCCUGACCAACGGAGUCGCUGGAGUUGGAAAAACCUUCUCAGUGCAGAAGUUCACUCUGGACUGGGCCGAGGGUUUGGGAAACCAAGAUGUCAGUCUGGUGAUCCCGCUCUCCUUCAGGGAGCUGAACCUGAUCAGUGAGCAGUACAGUCUUCUCAGGCUGCUCCAUGUUUUCCAUCCAACCUUACAGAAGGUCACAGCAGAGCAGCUGGCUGUCUGUAAAGUGCUGCUCAUCUUUGACGGCCUGGAUGAAAGCAGACUUUCUCUGGACUUCAGAAACAGUGAGGUUGUGUCUGAUGUCUCUCAGCAGUCCUCAGUCAACGUGCUGCUGACAAACCUCAUCAGGGGGAAGCUGCUUCCCUCGGCUCUCGUCUGGAUAACUUCCAGACCUGCAGCGGCCAAUCAGAUCCCUCCUGAGUGUGUGGACAGGGUAACAGAAGUACGAGGCUUCACUGACGCCCAGAAGGAGCAGUACUUCAGGAGGAGAUCGAGUGAUGAAGACCUGUCCAGCAGAAUCAUCUCUCACAUCAAGAGCUCCAGGAGCCUCCACAUCAUGUGUCAGAUCCCAGUCUUCUGCUGGAUCACUGCUGCAGUUCUGGACCACAUGUUGACUACAGACCAGAGAGGAGAGCUGCCCCAGACCCUCACUGACAUGUACUCACACUUCCUGCUGGUCCAGACCAAGAGAAAGAAGCAGAAGUAUAAAGCGGGACAUGAGACGAGUCCACAGCAGCUGACGGAGGCUGACAGGGAGGUUCUUCUGAAGCUGGGGAGGCUGGCGUUUGAACACCUGGAGAAAGGACACAUCAUGUUCUACCAAGAAGACCUGCAGCGCUGUGAUCUUGAUGUCAACGAGGCCUUGGUGCACUCAGGAGUUUGUACAGAGAUCUUCAAAAGAGAGAGUGUGAUCUUCCAGAAAACAGUCUACUGCUUUGUUCAUCUGAGCAUUCAGGAGUUCCUGGCUGCAGUCUACAUUUUGCACUGUUACACCAACAGAGACACAGAGGUACUGAAGAACUUCCUGCAGGGAGACUGGCCCUAUGAGAACAGUGAAAACAGAGAUCAGGUUUACCCAUCCCUGGAUGUCUUCCUUAAUGGAGCCAUGGAGAAAUCCCUCAGAAGUGAAAAUGGCCACCUGGACCUGUUUGUCCGCUUUCUCCACGGCCUCUCUCUGGAGUCCAACCAGAGACUGUUAGGAGGCCUGCUGGGUCGCACAGACAACCGUCCAGAAAUCAUCCAGAGACUGUUAGGAGGCCGGCGGGGUCGCAUAGACAAACGUCCAAAGAUCAUCCAGAGACUAUUCAGAGGCCAGCUGGGUCGCACAGACAACAGUCCAGAAAUCAUCCAGAGAGCCAUCAACAACCUGAAGGAGAUGAGAAGUGAUGAAAUCUCUCCUGACAGGAGCAUCAACAUCUUCCACUGUCUGACAGAGAUGAAGGACCACUCAGUACAUCAGGAGAUCACAGAGUUCCUGAAGUCAGGGAACAGAUCAGAGAAGGAACUCUCUGAGAUCCAUUGCUCUGCUCUGGCCUACAUGCUGCAGAUGUCAGAGGAGGUUCUGGAUGAGUUGGACCUGAGGAAGUACCACACAUCAAAGGAGGGACGACAGAGACUGAUACCAGCUGUGAGGAACUGCAGGAAGGCAGAACUUUCGGGUUGUGGACUCUCAGAGACUGAAUGUGAAGUCGUGGCCUCAGCUCUGAAGUCUGACCCCUCCCACCUGAGAGAUCUGGACCUGAGUUUCAACAGAGAGAUGAAGGACUCAGGAGUGGAGCUGCUCAGUUCUGGACUGAAGAGUCCAAACUGCAGACUUGAGGCUCUCAGUCUGAGGAGCUGCAGUUUGUCAGAGAUCAGCUGUUCUGCUCUGAUCUCAGCUCUGAAGUCCAACAUCCAUCUGAGAGAUCUGGACCUGAGUGAGAACGCUCUGCAGGAUUCAGGAGUGGAGCUGCUGAGAGAUCUUCUGGAGAGUCCAGACUGCAGACUGGAGGCUCUCAGACUGGAGUUCUGCAGGUUGUCAGAGAUCAGCUGUUCUGCUCUGGCCUCAGCUCUGAAGUCCAACAUCCAUCUGAGAGAUCUGAACCUGAGUGGCAACGAUCUGCAGGAUUCAGGAGUGGAGCUGCUGAGAGAUCUUCUGGAGAGUCCAGACUGCAGACUGGAGGCUCUCAGACUGUGGAGCUGCAGGUUGUCAGAGAUCAGCUGUUCUGCUCUGGCCAAAAGAUCCAAAAACCCGGGGGAAGCCACCACCUCGGACACCAACACCAUCACCUUCAGCUCUCAAACAAACACUUAUUUUAAACUUGAUCCAAAACUGUUGGAUUGUGUUCAUCCCUGCAGGAUCAGAGGUGAGACGAUCACAGCCAAGAUGCAGAAGACCUGUGACUCCGAUGUGGAACAGGAAGUGAAGACAGACAGAAAGGCUCCUGAAUCCUUCUCACCUGAACUCACAACUGAGUCUUCAUACAGGUUCAGGUGUCCUGGUCCAGGUGAGUUCCAGUGCGCUUCGACUGGCCUGGUGUUCGUCAUGGCUCAGGAGGCGGAGCUUCUGUACAGGACGGUCCCUUGGGAGGAGAGCUUCCUCCAAUCAGCUGGCAAGAAGGCAGCAGGGCCGCUGUUCGAGGUGAAGAGUUCUGAUGAAGCUGCCGUCUGCCAGCUCCACCUGCCACACAGUGAGACAGAGGAUGCGCUGCUCCUGGACGGCCUGUUGUCUGUCGUCCACAUCACUGAUGAAGGCCUGAGCAUCUUGGAGCCGCUGGAGGUCACACGCACUCACGUGGUGGUGAAGGUGCCUCACCUCUCUCUCUUUGGCCUGGUCUGGGAUGUCAUUAAAAGGGUUCUGCUUCUGCGGAUAAAGGGCAAGAUUCUGGUGUUCCUAAGACCCCCGGUCAGAGAGGAGCAAAUACUGGAUGUACAUCUGCUGCAGAAAAACGUCCCUAAGAAGGAGGUUGCUGAUCAACACAGACCUGCUGUGAACAUCACAAUCUCCACCGAUUGUGAGCUGGAACUGUACAAAGGUUACAGUGUACACUGUGAACCUGAGGGCUUCUUCAUUCAGCCUGAGAGUAAAACAUUUGAAUCAAGUUUGGGACCAGAUUACGAUCCGACAUUUCAAGUUUCCCUGACGACGAGCACAGAGAGAGUGGAUUUGAGGGUCAAGGACCAAGGUGGAAACAUAGUAUGGAAUUACCGCGUGCCACUGGAAGGUCCAAGACUUGCAUUGUCCCAGAGAAAUGUCCCAGCAGAGAGCAGAGUCUCAGCAGAGAUCAGAGUCCCAGCAGACCAGAGGCUGUUCUCAGUUCGGACAGAGUUCAUUCAAAGAGUGUCUCCAACUGUGUUGAACGUCCUUCUGGAUAAACUCUUUGAUUCUGAAGUGAUCAGUGAAUCUGAAAUGACGUCAGCCAGAACCAAAUCCAAACAUGACGGAGCACGAGAGGUGGUGGACACGGUGCGAAAUAAAGGAGCUGCAGCCAGCAGGGUUCUGAUCAAUGCUCUCCGAGAGCUGGACCCGUAUCUUUACAGAGAGCUCAACUUGAGCUGAGGCUAAACCUCGUGGAGUGUGUGACAGUUGAAGUCUAGUCCUCUUUUUUGUUACCUGUACAUUUUUCCCCUCGUCCUUGAAGGUAACACAGAUUCUGAGCGAAGGCCACUUUCCUUCUCUCUUUUCUCCUGGACUCCCUCCUGAGAGCAGCUACCCGUAUUGGCCUUCCUUUGGUGUAUGUAUGUAUAUAUAUAUAUAUAUAUAUAUAUAUAUAUAUAUAUAUAUAUUAGGGCUGUCAGUCGAUUAAAAUAGUUAAUCGCAAAUUAAUCGCACAUUUUGUAUCUGUUCUAAAUGUACCUUAGAGGAAUAUUUGUCAAGUUUUUAAUACUCUUAUCACCAUAUGAGUGGACAAAUAUUUUGUAUGCAAAUGUUUGUUUAUUAUCAUUGGAAUAAUGACAAAUAUUCUCCUGAAUUAUCUCAACAGAACAAACUGGAACCUCUCUCUCUCUCUUCACUCUCUCCCAACCCUGUCUACUUCUUUGCACUGAGCCAGUUUAUGGAGCCAGAAUUGGGUCAAUAUUUUAGCGCGCGAGUGAAAAAUGUGCUUUUACACGAACAUAAAAUGACCAUGGCGCUCACAUUAAACCCCCGCGAGUAUGGAAAGCCCAAUAUGCCACUAUUCCGCCCAUUUUUUUAAAAAACGGGCGUUUUUCUCGCCUAAAAAACGGGCGUUUUCUAAUAUGAUAAUGAGCCGCACCAUCUGUUUUGCAUAGCCAGUACAUUUAAAGUGUGUGCAACCAAUCAGUGAAGCCAGACUAAAACAAUCUGUUGAUGAAAACUUCCUGUAACCUACCCCAUUGUGAGAUUUAUAUAGAUAGAUAGAUAGAUACAUACAGUGGCGUUUCUAUAUGUGCAAAAGUGGUGGGGCACAAAAAACGUAGAUGUCUAUAAGCUUCUGCAGUGAGGUUCAUGGCUGCUGAGGCACUGACUCUUCAGGUUUACAAAUAUUAUAUU